UGUCACUGAUGAGAGGAGGCUGCUGCGCCACCGAGGAGCGAAGGGCGCAACUCCACAGCUCAACCCGCAAUUAUGACCCUGCUUCUGUCCAUCACUUUCAAACAAAGCUUUAUGCUUUUUUAUUUUUAAUUUGUUUUUAAAUUUUAUUAUUAUUUUUAGUUGUUUUUUUUUUUUUGUUGGGGGAGCAUGAGUUUAAUUUUGCGUAAACUGCAGAGGUGCCUGAGGGAGUGAGUUUGGGCACUAUGCGCCGCUGGGAUCCGAUUUGCACCAGGAAGGCUUAUGGAAUAUUAUAGGCCGGUUUUCCACAGUCUGCAUGCAUUCUGCUCCAGCACCGUGAAGAAGAAACUUCUCCUGCUCAGCAUCAUGUUCAUAGUCUGGGUUUACAUGCUCUACUCCUGCGUGGGCUCCUGCUCCACGGUGCCCGGUCAGGUGAUGUUGGACACCCCCUCCGCCAGAGAGAGCGCUCCAGCGGCGGGCAGGAGGUCGGACCUGGUGUCCAGACUGCUGGCCAAGCCGCAGCCCUGGGAGGACGUGGAGAGCGACUACGAGGAGCCGCCCAUCAGGACGGCGGCGUCCAGAGACCUGCUGGACGCGGACCGGGGUUUGAAUCCAAGCGGCAUGUCCAGCUUCUCCAACGGCUCCGGGAGCAAGAAGCUCCCCCAGGCGAUCAUCAUCGGGGUGAAGAAAGGAGGGACCCGAGCUCUGCUGGAGUUUCUGCGGGUUCAUCCGGACAUCAGGGCGGUGGGAGCGGAGCCGCACUUCUUUGACCGCAACUAUGACAACGGCCUGGAGUGGUACAGGGAUCUGAUGCCGAAAACCCUGGAGGGCCAGAUCACCAUGGAGAAAACUCCCAGCUACUUUGUGACCAGAGAGGCACCGGCGAGGAUAUCCGCCAUGUCCAGGGACACCAAACUGAUCGUGGUAGUGAGGGACCCUGUCACCAGAGCCAUCUCAGACUACACGCAGACUCUGUCUAAGAAGCCCGAUAUUCCCUCCUUUGAGAGUCUGACCUUCAAAAACAGGACUACGGGGCUCAUUGACACCUCGUGGAGCGCCAUCCAGAUCGGCAUCUACGCCAAGCACCUGGAUAACUGGCUGCAGUACUUCCCCAUGGACCAGAUCCUCUUUGUUAGCGGCGAGCGUCUGAUCACCGACCCGGCCGGAGAGCUGGGCCGCGUGCAGGACUUCUUGGGCCUCAAGAGGAUCAUCACAGACAAACACUUUUACUUCAACCAGACCAAGGGAUUCCCGUGUCUCAAGAAGGCAGAGGGCAGCAGCAAGCCUCACUGCCUGGGAAAAACCAAAGGGAGAACCCAUCCGAACAUUGAUCCCGAGGUGGUGCAGAGGCUACGGGACUUCUACAGACCCUUCAACAUGAAGUUCUACCAGAUGACCGGACAUAACUUUGGUUGGGAUUAAAGCCCAAGUCGAGACAGACAUCCUUUUUUUUUAUUUUCCUAGUUUUUAUUUUUUUUUCUAUGUAAUUCAUUGGCAAAAGUGGAGAUAUGGCUAUAUAUAUGUAAACUGUACAGAGAUCUAUUUUAUAAUAAUUUAUUUUUAUUUCUAAGCAAUUAAUUCACUAAGCUGCCUAACCAGAUUUGUACAUAACAUCCUUCCCAUAUUUUGUUUUUAACAUUCCUCAUCUUAUUUUGGUUUUCUCUGGCUUCACACCUGUAGUCCUGUAAAUUCCUGGUGCUGCAAAAAAAAAAACGGAUGAUCGGCAAAGACUGUAGUCCAAACUGUUUUAGAGAAUCUGGAAACGUAGAGAUGCACCAAUCAGCCAGCUAGAGAUUGGAAUCGACCAAUCAGUUCUUUGCAUUUGCUCUGAUUUGUGAUUGACAGCUCAAAUACUAGCUCCCAUUAUGAUGAGUUUCUAAAUGCAUCAAUGAACUUUUGAUGCAGUUUUUGUAGUUUUAAGGAGACUUGAGAGUGUAGAUUAGGGACAUAUGUUUAUAUACGGGAUCAUUUUAUAAUUCCUUUAUUUUUUUUUUUUGUUGGAUUUAAAAACUGCUACCUCUAUCAAACGACCAUUUCCACCAUUUUCUGCAUUAUAACAAUAAGAAGAAAAAAGUAGUAGAUCUGAUUUCAAUCAGGAAAAGUCUGAUUGGUUCAUCUCUGGAUAAAAGCGCCACAUUACGGGUACAGAUUGCUCAGAGAAGUGGAGAGCACCUUUUUAUGUUCAUUCUUAGUUAACGUGUUGGUAUAACUUCAUUUUAUCGCAAUGUGUCUAUGUUCAUUUAUAUAAAUUAGUUUUGUUCACUGUCAUUGGCCUGAGCUGCAGAACCUGUGUCCACUUCCACCCAGUAACUGGCUGAUCAAUAAGGCCUAAUUGAUACGCAUUGUGUCUCUCAUGCUUAAAGCAUACAGCUGCCCUUUCAUUUUCAGUACUCCUGCUGCCUGCUCUAAUGAGUGAUCCAUCCAUCACACAGUAAAUCCCAUCUCCAACCACAUAAGAGCCAUGUUAACAUUAUGCUAAUCGGGUAAAGGUAACUUGGAGAUCGAUCGCCCCCCUCUCUUCGCUGCUAACUCCCGCGUUGGCUCCGAGCCGAGCUCCUGCCCUAUCCGCUCAGACCAAAGGUCAUACUAAGUCUCAAUCAAAUUUCCUUGAAAGGCAUUUGAUUUGUUGAGGUAAGGGAAGCGGGUCAGAGGGAGUGUGGGUCUCGUUUUCCCUGAGAGACUGAAAAGCCUUUGCAGGAGGCUGCAGAUGCAUAUCUGCAAGAGAUUUAGCAUGUAGAUACGGAAGAUGAGAAACGCCUCGCUUAGAUGGCACUUGUUCAAACGGAAGUGUGCAAGGCCUGGUCUUUAAAGACAGACUAACCGGUUAAAGAAAAAUAAACGGAUGUCUUGAAACCAAUUCAAAUUAAAACCCCAAACUUCAUUGUAUUUUAUUGGGAUCAGAUUUAUUUUUCUUUUAUUACACCAUCACAAGUACAGAGCAACGAAAGUCACUCUCUGCAUAUAACCUAUCCCCUUGGGGAGCAGUGGGCUGCCAUCAUGCGGCGCCCGGGGAGCAGUGUAGGGUUAAGGGUCUUUCCUCAGGGAUCCAGAGCGGUAGUUUGUGCAGAACCUCUGGAUUCCAAGCUCUAUGCCCUAACCACUAGGCCGCCACUCACCUAAAAUUCUUGGGAUCGCCGAAGUUUUGAAUGCCAGGUUAAAGCGGGGAUUGAAUCCACACCUUUGAAGCUUUGAGGCGGUCACCUCCCGCAGUGAGUUUAACUGCAGCAAAAAAUCUCUGCAUUCAACCCAUCCCCUUGGGGAGCAGUGGGCUGCCAUUGUGCGGCACCCAGGGAGCAGUGUAGGGUUAAGGGUCUUUGCUCAGAGCCAGAGUGGGAGUCUGUGGGAGUCGGGCUUAAACUCAGGAUCUCAGAAUUCCAAGUUCUAUGCCCUAACCACUAGGGCUCCGCUCCGCAAGCUGUGACAGACUAACAAAAAGAGCUGAAUUGUCAAGUUUUAAUAAAGAUAUGACAAUAUUCACUUUGUUCAUCCAUAGCGGGACCCGUUUGUACGGAAGAGGAUUAGGGCCACUGAAAAAAAAAAAAAAAAGUAAACUGAUUUUUGAAUUUUAUUUCAGUUUAACAUGAGAAAAAAGUCAGAAUUCUGAGA
Messenger RNA from Cyprinodon variegatus (sheepshead minnow), 3603 nucleotides. RefSeq names its product heparan sulfate glucosamine 3-O-sulfotransferase 3B1-like (gene hs3st3b1b). Gene Ontology annotation, molecular function: [heparan sulfate]-glucosamine 3-sulfotransferase activity. The transcript has 2 exons. NCBI's taxonomy places the organism in Eukaryota, Metazoa, Chordata, Actinopteri, Cyprinodontiformes, Cyprinodontidae. Bases 280 to 1419 code for a protein of 379 amino acids. The record is from RefSeq and is a predicted model, not a curated record.